ACAAAACUGCACAACAUGUAGUUUAUAUGUGGCUAUAAAUGUUUUAGCGGAUAUAGCACAUAAAUAGAAAAAAAGAAAACAUUCGAGAAAACAACAGCGAGGAAACAACACCGGAAGUGGGCGGUUAAACGCGAGAGAGAGAGAGAGAGAGAGGGAGAGAGAGAGAGAGAGAGAGAGUGGUGGAAGCGGACACACGGGCAGCUCAGGUUGUCUCCUCGCCUUCUCUCUGUACAUCUACCCGGAGCUUGUAGCUGCACUUUUAUGCGACUCGACAGCACGUUUCAUCCCCCUGCCGAGUCUUUGCGACAUUUCUUCCUUCUGGCAGCUGGGAGCAGAAGCCCUGCCGAGCUGGCACAGAUUGGUUGUCCAGCUUAUCUUAUGAGAAAUCAGGAAUAUGUGAGCUUUGGCAAGGGAUCCGUACAAGACGAGGUCAAGGGUGACACCUCACUGAAAACCAUAACCAUAAAUACUCCCGAUCAUAUUUCAUCUAGAGUCACACUGAACCUGUGUGCGUUUACACAUCCCUGCUCUAUGUUCUUAUUCCUCAGACACAUCAAGCUAGUAAGCUUAGGAUUUUCAGUUGAGAAUCACCACAGCGAACGCCGUCAACUAAUCCCUCUUAUCCGAGUCUGGAAAACAACGCUACGAGUUUAAUCGACAAGGCUGCAUAACUCACUGCACAAGCUGCCAAGCGCUAGAGGUUUCACUGUGCUUCUCUUCAGUCGCUCCUCGUACAUGGUAACACAGGACUGAAGACAAGUGAUGGCGGUGUGGAUUCAGGCCCAGCAGCUGCAGGGUGACGCCCUGCACCAGAUGCAGUCACUCUACGGCCAGCAUUUCCCCAUAGAGGUGCGACACUACCUGUCCCAGUGGAUAGAGGGCCAACUCUGGGACGCUAUUGACCUGGAGAACCCACAAGAGGAAUUUAAAGCUAAGCGCUUGCUGGACAGUCUAAUUCAAGAACUACAGAAAAAGGCAGAACAUCAAAUGGGAGAGGAUGGCUUUCUGCUCAAGAUCAAACUAGGCCACUACGCUUCACAGUUAAAGAGCACAUACGACCGAUGUCCGCUGGAGCUGGUGAGAUGCAUCAAACAUAUUCUCUACACAGAGCAGAGACUCGUCAGGGAAGCUACUAAUUCGAGCUCUCCGUUGAGCGGAAUGAUGGACAGCAUGUCUCAGAAGUACCAGCAGAUAAACCAGGCGUUUGAGGAGCUGAGGGUCCUGACGCAGGACACAGAGAACGACUUGCGCAAGCUUCAACACAACCAGGAGUACUUCAUUAUACAGUAUCAGGAGAGUCUCCGAAUACAGGCUCAGCUAUCGAGUCUGGCCACUCUUCCCCCCGCCGACAGACAGCUGCGAGAGCCGAGCCUCCUCAGCAAGAGAGCCACGGUCGAAGCCUGGCUCACCAGAGAAGCCAACACCCUGCAGAAAUACAGACUGGGCCUGGCAGAAAAGCACCAGAAAACACUGGCAUUGUUGCGGAAACAACAGACACUGAUACUCGAUGAUGAGCUAAUCCAGUGGAAGAGACGUCAGCAGCUCGCCGGCAACGGAGGGCCACAUGAGGGAGGACUGGAUAUCCUGCAGUCAUGGUGUGAGAAGCUCGCAGAGACCAUUUGGCAAAAUCGGCAGCAGAUCAGGAGGGCAGAGCAUUUAAGACAGCAGCUGCCAAUCCCCGGCCCCAUUGAGGAACUUCUCAAUGAUCUCAACAGCACCAUCACUGAUAUCAUCUCAGCGCUCGUCACCAGCACCUUCAUCAUAGAGAAGCAGCCGCCUCAGGUGCUUAAGACUCAGACAAAGUUUGCGGCUACGGUGCGUUUGCUAGUGGGAGGAAAACUCAACGUCCACAUGAACCCUCCUCAAGUGAAAGCCACCAUCAUCAGCGAGCAGCAGGCCAAGGCGCUGCUAAAAAACGAAAACACCCGGAAUGACAGCAGUGGAGAGAUCCUGAAUAAUAACUGUGUGAUGGAGUAUCACCAGACCACAGGCACCCUGAUUGCACACUUCAGGAACAUGUCUUUGAAGAGGAUCAAGCGUUCAGACCGCCGUGGGGCAGAGUCUGUAACCGAGGAGAAGUUCACCAUCUUGUUCGAGUCACAGUUUAGUGUCGGGGGCAACGAGCUGGUUUUUCAGGUCAAGACCCUGUCUUUGCCUGUCGUGGUGAUUGUCCAUGGAAGUCAGGAUAACAAUGCCACAGCCACGGUUCUAUGGGACAACGCUUUUGCUGAACCGGGCCGAGUUCCUUUCCUCGUUCCUGAUAAAGUGAUGUGGCCACAGCUGUGUGAAGCUCUCAAUAUGAAGUACAAGGCAGAGGUGCAGUCGAACCGAGGGCUGUCUGAGGAGAACCUGGUCUUCCUCGCUCAGAAGGCCUUCAGCAGCUCCAGCUCCAACCCUGAGGAUUACCGGGGCAUGACCAUGACCUGGUCCCAGUUUAACAGAGAAAGCCUUCCAGGUAGAAACUUCACAUUCUGGCAGUGGUUUGACGGUGUCAUGGAGCUCACAAAAAAACACCUGAAGCCUCACUGGAAUGAUGGGGCAAUCUUGGGCUUCGUGAAUAAGCAGCAGGCUCAGGACAUGCUGAUGUCCAAACCUAAUGGAACGUUCCUGUUGCGCUUCAGUGACUCUGAGAUAGGAGGCAUCACAAUCGCAUGGGUGGCAGAGAAUCCCAACAAAGCAGGUGAGAGAAUGGUGUGGAACCUCAUGCCUUACACAACCAAAGACUUCUCUAUUCGCUCUCUGGCUGACCGCAUAAGUGACCUGAACCACCUGCUGUUCCUGUACCCCGACCGACCCAAAGACGAGGUCUUCUCCAAGUACUACACCCCUCCACUGUCGAAAGCAGUGGACGGCUACGUCAAACCGCAAAUCAAACAAGUGGUACCAGAGUUUACGACGCCUAAUCCAGACCCAGCAGCAAAUCCAACCUACAUGGAUCACGCGGCAUCACCAGCUGUCAGUCACCCGCAAAACUAUGGCAUCUACCCACCAAUGAGCGACAGCAUGCUGGACGGCGAUGGCGACUUUGAUCUGGACGACACCAUGGAUGUAGCAAGGCACGUGGAAGAGCUGCUCCGCCGACCAAUGGAGGGCCAGUGGAGCGGCCAGCAGUCGUGACCUCGCGACCUCUGACCUCUCUCCCUUAAUGAAGGCUUAUUCCAUUCAUCUCUCCUUCCUUUUCCCUUCCCUUCAUUUCAUCCCUAAUGUGAAAAGCUCAGCGGAUGUGGUUGCUUCUAAUUUUAUUUUGGUCUCUUUUUUUUAUUAUUUCUCCUCUUUCCUCUUUCAUUGUUGUUUUUUUUUCUCCGCAUGUGAGCUGAAUGCACAUGCGUGAAAGAGAAAUGGAAGAAAAAUACUACUAGCUUUCUCUUCAGCUCAAUACUACCAAACAGUAUUGUGAAAAAAAAAAUGUUGUUACACACGUGUUCUUUUUUUUUUGUUUUGUUUUUUUUUUAGUUCUUUUAGUUUUAUUGUUUUAUUUGAAGUGAUAUUUUCUGUCAACAUCAGAAAGCCCAAAAUAGAACUGUACUACUGUAAAAAGGUGUUUUCUUUUCCCAAUGUUAUUAUUUUUGUCUUUUAUUUUAUACUGUGUCCAGAUUUUUAUUUUAGGUUUUUUUUUUUUUCUCCCCGAAAGUUCACGUGUACAACCCAUUGCACUCUGGAACAAACGCAUCUCUUUUUUUUUCGUGGGGGAAGUAAGAAAUGAGAUCACUGUUACCGUGGCAACGUGAGAUCACUGUUGUAAUGUAUAUUCGAUACACUAAAAGCGUAAUUCAAUUGUGGUAGAGCCAUUCAUAGUCAGCGUGUGUACAAAUGUUCCUGAGCAGACUGGACAUGCAUUCUCAAUGCCUGAAUAUAUCAAAUACACACACACACACACACACACACACACAUCAUUCACAUCAUACACACACAGAUGAAAGUAGUAUCUGAGAAGUCAGGGUAUUUGAUGACCCUGAGAAACACACACACACUCACACACACACACACACAUACGCACACAGUGCCGUGUUUCUCCCUCUCGCUCUGUUUCUCCAGCUGAAUAAGGGUGUGGUGAUGUAUUUGUGUGUCGGACAAACGCUGUUAUAACGCAUGCUGUACUCUCUCUUCACCCAGAGCCGCAGGUGAACCACUGCACUUGUUGUCAUGGUGACGUAUGCUGCUCCGAUCCUGUGUCCACUCACCACCCUAUAUCUAUCAAAGUGCAAGAAGUGAACCCGCCCACCCUUACUCUCACUUUUUCUUUUUUCUGCCUGUAUGUUCACUAUUUGCCCUCGCAAACACACCACACACACGCGCACACACACACAUUUAUACACUCAGGACAAAGAAGUGCAGUGGAUGUAUUGUUCAAGCUAAAGGAAGUAACAAAAACGAAGAUCUAUAUUCUAUAUAUAUAUAUAUAUAUAUAUAUAUAUAUAUAUAUAUAUAUAUAUAUAUAUAUAUAUAUAUAUAAAUUUAUUUUUCUUUAACAUAAUUCUAUUUUAUUACUGUGGAAGCUCUCUCUAUGCUCUGUGUACUGUGAAUGCAACCCGCAACCUGAACACUUGGUAGUAGAAGCCUCUUGGUGCUGACUGAAACCAGCCAUUAAAGGAGCGGUUUGUCAUUUUUAGAGCCCUCUACUGCCUGCGAGGUGAAAUGCAACUACAGUGACACCAUUAACAAAUGUCUUUUUCUUCUUCUAAAAAAAAAAACAAAAAACACACGCGCUCUGUUGAAACUAUGCAUGCAGCUCUGUUUCGUCUGAGAUCAUUUCCAGGCCAGAAAAUGUAAACAACCUGAAAUUACAAAAAGAGAAAAAAAGGAAGACUUGAUUGCAUGCUGAUUUAUCUUUGCUUAAAUGACUCGCUUUCCAAAGGUCUAGAAACAUUUUAAAAAUUACAAACUGCACCUUUAAGUGAGGAAAAGAGCGAAGUCAGCAUCAGAGUGAUUUUUUCUACCAACACUGCGAUGUCGCUUUUACUCCUCAGCCGAGCUGUUGGAUGACUAAAAAAAGCCAUACAGCGAAAGCGCACUUAGCCACUGUGCUUCAUGUGUUUCUUGCAAAUGUUCCUAAUUAAUACAGUUUGAUUCAUCUUGGUGUACCUUUCAACCUUUUUCCUGCUUAUGUGGGAAGUUGUGUGAUUUUUCUCCUUCAUCCUCGUUUUUUUUUUUAAUUAUUCUUUUGGUGAGACUGGUCAGUCUCGUCACUCGGUCGUCAGUCUGUCACACUCGUGGUGGCAAUGGACAUGUGUGUGGGUGUGGGUGCGUCUCUGUGUGGGUGUGUGUGUUGUGUGUGGAUGUGUGUUUAACCCACGUCUUGUGAGUGUUCCCAUGUUUUUUGUUCGGUUGUAGUGCUUGGAUAUGUGUUUUAAAAGAAGAACAAUUGAAAAUAAAGUUUUAUAAAUAAUUUAAACUGUA
Molecule: messenger RNA, 5397 nt
Organism: Pangasianodon hypophthalmus (striped catfish)
Lineage: Eukaryota; Metazoa; Chordata; Actinopteri; Siluriformes; Pangasiidae
Gene: stat5a
Product: signal transducer and activator of transcription 5a
Exons: 21
Coding region: 763-3117 (784 amino acids)
Biological process (GO): cytokine-mediated signaling pathway; cell surface receptor signaling pathway via JAK-STAT; response to peptide hormone
Molecular function (GO): RNA polymerase II cis-regulatory region sequence-specific DNA binding; DNA-binding transcription factor activity, RNA polymerase II-specific
Source: RefSeq, a predicted model, not a curated record